Molecule: messenger RNA, 10268 nt
Organism: Mytilus trossulus (common blue mussel)
Lineage: Eukaryota; Metazoa; Mollusca; Bivalvia; Mytilida; Mytilidae
Product: hemicentin-1-like
Exons: 35
Coding region: 1-9123 (3040 amino acids)
Source: RefSeq, a predicted model, not a curated record
AUGAAAAAUGUAAAUGGUGGAUGGAGUAGUUGGGAACAAUGGGGAAGCUGGGACAAUUGUACUGCUGAAUGUAAACCAUGUGGUUCGUCCAUAGACCCCUUUCAGAACAGAACUCGAUUGAGAUACUGUAGCAACCCGACACCUUCUUGUAACGGAAAUGAUUGCUCUGGUUUAGGGGAAAUCUCUGAAUCACAGACAUGUAACACACAAUAUUGUAUUGUAAACGGUGGAUGGAGUAGUUGGGGUUCAUGGGGAAGCUGGAACAGUUGUUCUGCUGCAUGUAAACCAUGUGGACAGUCAUCGGAUCCUUACCAGAAAAGAUUACGUUACAGAUCCUGUACCGACCCGAGACCUGCAUGUAACGGGAGUUUAUGCUCUGGAUCAGAGUAUAGCUCUGAAUCAAAAUCAUUAAAUGGUGGAUGGAGUAGUUGGGAACAAUGGGGAAGCUGGGACAAUUGUACUGCUGAAUGUAAACCAUGUGGAUCAUCCACAGACCAUAACAAGACUAGAAUUCGUUACAGAGAUUGUAACAACCCGAGUCCUGCAUGUAAUGGAAGUUUGUGUUCUGGUUCACGGAAUGUCACAGAAUCAACAACAUGUAACACACAAUAUUGCAUAGUAAAUGGUGGAUGGGGAUCAUGGUAUCCAUGGACAACGUGGGCAAACUGUUCGAAUGAAUGUAGAGAAGAUGGUUCAAUAUCACCUACAAGGACACGAACAAGAGAGAGGCUCUGUGAUAAUCCAUCACCCGCAUGUCAUGGGAGAUCCUGUUUCGGCUUGACCCUAGAAAAUUCAACUGAAGAGUGCAACGCACAAUAUUGUCAAAUUGAUGGCGGAUGGUCAACUUUCAAAUCAUGGUCUGGAUGGACUCAAUGUAGCCAAAGUUGUGGAGGAGGAUUAAGAGAGAUAACCAGAUUUAGAUCUUGUACAAAUCCUACACCUUUGCAUGGUGGUGAAAACUGCAAUGGACCUAAUACCAAUGUCGCGUUUGAAGAUUGCAAUACACUGAAAUGUCAAAGUUUUUGUAUAUGUUCAGGAUACGGCGGUGUCCAUUACCACACACCAGAUGGUGCAGAUCUACAUUUUAUGCGAACAUCUAAAUAUAGCUUGUGGGAGUCUACAUUUCCAAAUGAUCCGUGUUCAUUCAGAGUCGAAACGAAAAACAAAAGAAGAUAUGGUUAUUUGCUUUCUUUCUAUCCUCUGUUGAUUGAUUUAUAUAUCAUGAAUACAACAAUUAGUAUACUGCAAAACGCUGUUACUAUGGUAAAUGGUAUAGCCAUAGAACUACCAACCGUAUUGGUAAAUAAAUCAAUGGAAAUAACAAGAAGUGGGAGUUUCAUCACAGCAGUUCAUUCCAAAUGUAACAUACGGGUCCAGUUUGAUGGUGAUCACAUGAUCAAUUUAAAGGUUUCUAAAAAUACUUUUGCUGGAAAGUUAACUGGUCUUUGUGGGAACUGUAAUGGGAAUAAACAAGAUGACUACCAAACCAAGUCCGUAACCGUUGUUUCUGAGAAGGAAUGGGAUGACAACAAAGUCAUAUCAAAUAGUUUCAAAGAUUCGGAUGGUGGUGAACAACCAUUAAUUAAUUUAGUUGGAGUUCAUGACCAAAGUAAAUGUUCAGUAAAAGACAAAGUUCGAGCUAUGAAGGAUGAUCAUUGCUGGUACCUUAUGUCAGAAUCCAGUCCAUUUAAGAUUUGUAAAGAAUCAAAGAAAGUAGAUUUUGCCAAGAAGUACUCUAGUUGUGAAUUUGAUGUUUGCUUCUCUGAUCACGAAAAUUCCCAUUGUCCAACAUUACAGCAUACAGCAUAUGAAUGUAGUCAACAUGGAUAUAUGGUGAAAUGGAGAAACUCAAAUAUUUGUCCCCUUAAUUGCACAGGGGAGUUUGUGUAUAAUACACCCGUUUCAUGUACCAAUACCUGUGAGAACCCAAGAUCCACACAGAAUUGUCAAGAUCCACCUGUUGACGGCUGCACAUGUCCAGAUAAAACAUAUUUGAAUGGCGGUAAAUGUGUUACUAUUGACAAUUGUGGAUCCUGUGAUCUAAAAAUUGAAGGCAUAUCAUCAAAAUUAGCAGUAGGCGAUUCCUAUCCAAAAGGUAACUGCACUGUGUCUCAAAAGUGUGACAUAGUAAAUAACAGCUUCCUAUUAGUAACUAUUCAACCGGUGAAAAUCUGUGAUGUUGAUGAAUUGUGUACAGCAAACGACAUUGGACUAUAUGAUUGUACUAAGAAUUCUAAUUUACUGAAUGUUACUAUUUCUCCAGCUUAUACUGAUGUCCUUGAGGGACAAUCUCAGUUAAUCACAUGUAAUGUAACUGGAAUACCGACAGCUACGUCCAUUACAUGGUUGUUCACACCAUCUGGUUCUAAUCAGUCAAAUUCCUUAAACAUAAGCAAUGCAGAUGAAUAUUCCGGUGGCACCAUUCGGAAUCCUUCCUUAACGGUACUAGAUUUUCGAUUGUCUGAUGGCGGUACAUAUGAAUGUUUUGCUACAAAUGCUGUUGGAACAAGCAACAGCUCAUCUUUAGUUCUUAGAUUCAUUCGGAAUUCCAGUGAAAGUUUUACAUAUUCUUUCUAUUUUUUAGAGCACCUAACAAUAUCAGCAAACCCGUCAAAUGGCACUUCUAUUUACGGAGACGUCUCGUACACGAUUGAGUGUACUAUAAGUGGCAUUCCCCAGGCUACAUCAUGGUCUUGGUCAAAGAGACUCACCACAGGCGGCGAAUUGACAACAAUAUCUGCUGGAAGCAAAUAUACUAUAGUAAAUUCUGCCACUCUUCCGCAUUUAACUAUCAACAGUAUAGUGGAGGAUGACGAACAGGACUAUUUUUGUCAAGGGACCAAUGAUGCAGGAUCACAAAUCAGUAUACACGCAAGGCUUAUUGUUAAUGGAGAUUUACUGAAUGUUACUAUUUCUCCAGCUUAUACUGAUGUCCUUGAGGGACAAUCUCAGUUAAUCACAUGUAAUGUAACUGGAAUACCGACAGCUACGUCCAUUACAUGGUUGUUCACACCAUCUGGUUCUAAUCAGUCAAAUUCCUUAAACAUAAGCAAUGCAGAUGAAUAUUCCGGUGGCACCAUUCGGAAUCCUUCCUUAACGGUACUAGAUUUUAAAUUGUCUGAUGGCGGUACAUAUGAAUGUUUUGCUACAAAUGCUGUUGGAACAAGCAACAGCUCAUCUUCAGUUCUAAGAUUCAUUCAGCACCUAACAAUAUCAGUAAACCCGUCAAAUGGCACUGCUAUUUACGGAGACGUCUCGUACACGAUUGAGUGUACUAUAAGUGGCAUUCCCCAGGCUACAUCAUGGUCUUGGUCAAAGAGACUCACCACAGGCGGCGAAUUGACAACAAUAUCUGCUGGAAGCAAAUAUACUAUAGUAAAUUCUGCCACUCUUCCGCAUUUAACUAUCAACAGUAUAGUGGAAGAUGACGAACAGGACUAUUUUUGUCAAGGGACCAAUGAUGCAGGAACACAAAUUAGUAUACACGCAAGGCUUAUUGUUAAUGGAGAUUUACUGAAUGUUACUAUUUCUCCAGCUUAUACUGAUGUCCUUGAGGGACAAUCUCAGUUAAUCACAUGUAAUGUAACUGGAAUACCGACAGCUACGUCCAUUACAUGGUUGUUCACACCAUCUGGUUCUAAUCAGUCAAAUUCCUUAAACAUAAGCAAUGCUGAUGAAUAUUCCGGUGGCACCAUUCGGAAUCCUUCCUUAACGGUACUAGAUUUUCAAUUGUCUGAUGGCGGCACAUAUGAAUGUUUUGCUACAAAUGCUGUUGGAACAAGCAACAGCUCAUCUUCAGUUCUUAGAUUCAUUCAGCACCUAACAAUAUCAGUAAACCCGUCAAAUGGCACUGCUAUUUACGGAGACGUCUCGUACACGAUUGGGUGUACUAUAAGUGGCAUUCCCCAGGCUACAUCAUGGUCUUGGUCAAAGAGACUCACCACAGGCGGCGAAUUGACAACAAUAUCUGCUGGAAGCAAAUAUACUAUAGUAAAUUCUGCCACUCUUCCGCAUUUAACUAUCAACAGUAUAGUGGAAGAUGACGAACAGGACUAUUUUUGUCAAGGGACCAAUGAUGCAGGAACACAAAUUAGUAUACACGCAAGGCUUAUUGUUAAUGGAGAUUUACUGAAUGUUACUAUUUCUCCAGCUUAUACUGAUGUCCUUGAGGGACAAUCUCAGUUAAUCACAUGUAAUGUAACUGGAAUACCGACAGCUACGUCCAUUACAUGGUUGUUCACACCAUCUGGUUCUAAUCAGUCAAAUUCCUUAAACAUAAGCAAUGCAGAUGAAUAUUCCGGUGGCACCAUUCGGAAUCCUUCCUUAACGGUACUAGAUUUUAAAUUGUCUGAUGGCGGUACAUAUGAAUGUUUUGCUACAAAUGCUGUUGGAACAAGCAACAGCUCAUCUUCAGUUCUAAGAUUCAUUCAGCACCUAACAAUAUCAGUAAACCCGUCAAAUGGCACUGCUAUUUACGGAGACGUCUCGUACACGAUUGAGUGUACUAUAAGUGGCAUUCCCCAGGCUACAUCAUGGUCUUGGUCAAAGAGACUCACCACAGGCGGCGAAUUGACAACAAUAUCUGCUGGAAGCAAAUAUACUAUAGUAAAUUCUGCCACUCUUCCGCAUUUAACUAUCAACAGUAUAGUGGAAGAUGACGAACAGGACUAUUUUUGUCAAGGGACCAAUGAUGCAGGAACACAAAUUAGUAUACACGCAAGGCUUAUUGUUAAUGGAGAUUUACUGAAUGUUACUAUUUCUCCAGCUUAUACUGAUGUCCUUGAGGGACAAUCUCAGUUAAUCACAUGUAAUGUAACUGGAAUACCGACAGCUACGUCCAUUACAUGGUUGUUCACACCAUCUGGUUCUAAUCAGUCAAAUUCCUUAAACAUAAGCAAUGCUGAUGAAUAUUCCGGUGGCACCAUUCGGAAUCCUUCCUUAACGGUACUAGAUUUUCAAUUGUCUGAUGGCGGCACAUAUGAAUGUUUUGCUACAAAUGCUGUUGGAACAAGCAACAGCUCAUCUUCAGUUCUUAGAUUCAUUCAGCACCUAACAAUAUCAGUAAACCCGUCAAAUGGCACUGCUAUUUACGGAGACGUCUCGUACACGAUUGGGUGUACUAUAAGUGGCAUUCCCCAGGCUACAUCAUGGUCUUGGUCAAAGAGACUCACCACAGGCGGCGAAUUGACAACAAUAUCUGCUGGAAGCAAAUAUACUAUAGUAAAUUCUGCCACUCUUCCGCAUUUAACUAUCAACAGUAUAGUGGAAGAUGACGAACAGGACUAUUUUUGUCAAGGGACCAAUGAUGCAGGAACACAAAUUAGUAUACACGCAAGGCUUAUUGUUAAUGGAGAUUUACUGAAUGUUACUAUUUCUCCAGCUUAUACUGAUGUCCUUGAGGGACAAUCUCAGUUAAUCACAUGUAAUGUAACUGGAAUACCGACAGCUACGUCCAUUACAUUGUUGUUCACACCAUCUGGUUCUAAUCAGUCAAAUUCCUUAAACAUAAGCAAUGCAGAUGAAUAUUCCGGUGGCACCAUUCGGAAUCCUUCCUUAACGGUUCUAGAUUUUCAAUUGUCUGAUGGCGGUACAUAUGAAUGUUUUGCUACAAAUGCUGUUGGAACAAGCAACAGCUCAUCUUCAGUUCUUAGAUUCAUUCAGCACCUAACAAUAUCAGUAAACCCGUCAAAUGGCACUGCUAUUUACGGAGACGUCUCGUACACGAUUGAGUGUACUAUAAGUGGCAUUCCCCAGGCUACAUCAUGGUCUUGGUCAAAGAGACUCACCACAGGCGGCGAAUUGACAACAAUAUCUGCUGGAAGCAAAUAUACUAUAGUAAAUUCUGCCACUCUUCCGCAUUUAACUAUCAACAGUAUAGUGGAGGAUGACGAACAGGACUAUUUUUGUCAAGGGACCAAUGAUGCAGGAACACAAACCAGUAUACACGCAAGGCUUAUUGUUAAUGGAGAUUUACUGAAUGUUACUAUUUCUCCAGCUUAUACUGAUGUCCUUGAGGGACAAUCUCAGUUAAUCACAUGUAAUGUAACUGGAAUACCGACAGCUACGUCCAUUACAUGGUUGUUCACACCAUCUGGUUCUAAUCAGUCAAAUUCCUUAAACAUAAGCAAUGCUGAUGAAUAUUCCGGUGGCACCAUUCGGAAUCCUUCCUUAACGGUACUAGAUUUUCAAUUGUCUGAUGGCGGUACAUAUGAAUGUUUUGCUACAAAUGCUGUUGGAACAAGCAACAGCUCAUCUUCAGUUCUUAGAUUCAUUCAGCACCUAACAAUAUCAGUAAACCCGUCAAAUGGCACUGCUAUUUACGGAGACGUCUCGUACACGAUUGAGUGUACUAUAAGUGGCAUUCCCCAGGCUACAUCAUGGUCUUGGUCAAAGAGACUCACCACAGGCGGCGAAUUGACAACAAUAUCUGCUGGAAGCAAAUAUAUUAUAGUAAAUUCGGCCACUCUUCCGCAUUUAACUAUCAACAGUAUAGUGGAGGAUGACGAACAGGACUAUUUUUGUCAAGGGACCAAUGAUGCAGGAACACAAAUUAGUAUACACGCAAGGCUUAUUGUUAAUGGAGAUUUACUGAAUGUUACUAUUUCUCCAGCUUAUACUGAUGUCCUUGAGGGACAAUCUCAGUUAAUCACAUGUAAUGUAACUGGAAUACCGACAGCUACGUCCAUUACAUGGUUGUUCACACCAUCUGGUUCUAAUCAGUCAAAUUCCUUAAACAUAAGCAAUGCUGAUGAAUAUUCCGGUGGCACCAUUCAGAAUCCUUCCUUAACGGUACUAGAUUUUCAAUUGUCUGAUGGCGGUACAUAUGAAUGUUUUGCUACAAAUGCUGUUGGAACAAGCAACAGCUCAUCUUCAGUUCUUAGAUUCAUUCAGCACCUAACAAUAUCAGUAAACCCGUCAAAUGGCACUGCUAUUUACGGAGACGUCUCGUACACGAUUGAGUGUACUAUAAGUGGCAUUCCCCAGGCUACAUCAUGGUCUUGGUCAAAGAGACUCACCACAGGCGGCGAAUUGACAACAAUAUCUGCUGGAAGCAAAUAUACUAUAGUAAAUUCGGCCACUCUUCCGCAUUUAACUAUCAACAGUAUAGUGGAGGAUGACGAACAGGACUAUUUUUGUCAAGGGGCCAAUGAUGCAGGAACACAAAUUAGUAUACACGCAAGGCUUAUUGUUAAUGGAGAUUUACUGAAUGUUACUAUUUCUCCAGCUUACACUGAUGUCCUUGAGGGACAAUCUCAGUUAAUCACAUGUAAUGUAACUGGAAUACCGACAGCUACGUCCAUUACAUGGUUGUUCACACCAUCUGGUUCUAAUCAGUCAAAUUCCUUAAACAUAAGCAAUGCAGAUGAAUAUUCCGGUGGCACCAUUCGGAAUCCUUCCUUAACGGUACUAGAUUUUCAAUUGUCUGAUGGCGGUACAUAUGAAUGUUUUGCUACAAAUGCUGUUGGAACAAGCAACAGCUCAUCUUCAGUUCUUAGAUUCAUUCAGCACCUAACAAUAUCAGUAAACCCGUCAAAUGGCACUGCUAUUUACGGAGACGUCUCGUACACGAUUGAGUGUACUAUAAGUGGCAUUCCCCAGGCUACAUCAUGGUCUUGGUUAAAGAGACUCACCACAGGCGGCGAAUUGACAACAAUAUCUGCUGGCAGCAAAUAUACUAUAGUAAAUUCUGCCACUCUUCCGCAUUUAACUAUCAACAAUAUAGUGGAGGAUGACGAAAAGGACUAUUUUUGUCAAGGGACCAAUGAUGCAGGAACACAAACCAGUAUACACGCAAGGCUUAUUGUUAAUGGAGAUUUACUGAAUGUUACUAUUUCUCCAGCUUAUACUGAUGUCCUUGAGGGACAAUCUCAGUUAAUCACAUGUAAUGUAACUGGAAUACCGACAGCUACGUCCAUUACAUGGUUGUUCACACCAACUGGUUCUAAUCAGUCACAUUCCUUAAACAUAAGCAAUGCAGAUGAAUAUUCUGGUGGCACCAUUCACGAUCCUUCCUUAACGGUACUAGAUUUUCAAUUGUCUGAUGGCGGUACAUAUGAAUGUUUUGCUACAAAUGCUGUUGGAACAAGCAACAGCUCAUCUUCAGUUCUUAGAUUCAUUCAGCACCUAACAAUAUCAGUAAACCCGUCAAAUGGCACUGCUAUUUACGGAGACGUCUCGUACACGAUUGAGUGUACUAUAAGUGGCAUUCCCCAGGCUACAUCAUGGUCUUGGUUAAAGAGACUCACCACAGGCGGCGAAUUGACAACAAUAUCUGCUGGCAGCAAAUAUACUAUAGUAAAUUCUGCCACUCUUCCGCAUUUAACUAUCAACAGUAUAGUGGAGGAUGACGAACAGGACUAUUUUUGUCAAGGGACCAAUGAUGCAGGAACACAAAUCAGUAUACACGCAAGGCUUAUUGUUAAUGGAGAUUUACUGAAUGUUACUAUUUCUCCAGCUUAUACUGAUGUCCUUGAGGGACAAUCUCAGUUAAUCACAUGUAAUGUAACUGGAAUACCGACAGCUACGUCCAUUACAUGGUUGUUCACACCAACUGGUUCUAAUCAGUCACAUUCCUUAAACAUAAGCAAUGCAGAUGAAUAUUCUGGUGGCACCAUUCACGAUCCUUCCUUAACGGUACUAGAUUUUCAAUUGUCUGAUGGCGGUACAUAUGAAUGUUUUGCUACAAAUGCUGUUGGAACAAGCAACAGCUCAUCUUCAGUUCUUAGAUUCAUUCAUUUACAGAAUGUUACUAUUUCCCCAGCUUAUGUUGAUGUCCUUGAGGGACAAUCUCACAUAAUCACAGAGCUCCUAACAAUAUCAAUAAAUCCGUCAAAUGGCACUGCUAUUUACGGAGACGUCUCGUACACAAUUGAGUGUACUAUAAGUGGCAUUCCCCAGGCUACAUCAUGGUCUUGGUUAAAGAGACUAAUCACAGGCGGCGAAUUGACAACAAUAUCUGCUGGAAGCAAAUAUACUAUAGUAAAUUCUGCCACUCUUCCGCAUUUAACUAUCAACAGUAUAGUUGAGGAUGACGAACAGGACUAUUUUUGUCAAGGGACCAAUGAUGCAGGAACACAAAUCAGUACAAGUGCAAGGCUAAUUGUUAAUGAAGAUCAGUUCUAAGUUUAGCUGAUGAAGUAAAUAAGAACUACAUUCUAAUGACAUUCAACGCAAUUGUACAAACAUUAUUAAUUGCAAUAUUUGAUAAAAGUGACAAUUGAUUAGGGGAAAACAUGUCAAAGAGAGACACCAUAUUAUUUGUGAUAGUAAAGAAAAAGAAAUGCACUAAAAAAUUAGUUCUAUGUAAUAAAUCAAGAUAAAUUUUUCUGCAUUUUUGCAUUGGUUUUCUUUGAAAUGAAAUUGCGUGCAUACCUUUUGAAGUGUUGAAUCCUGAUGUAUUUUCAACAGCAUAAGCGCAAACUCGAAAUCGAAGCAAGAGUAUUUGAUAUAGCAUCUCACUUCAGAUUCUAUCAUUUUUAUAUAUCAAAGCUGCAGGUUGAAUUUAUAACGUCAAAAAAUCACAGUACUAAAAGAUGAAAUAUAUGGGUCAAGUGAAAUACCUAUCUAAUGAAUCACAAAAACAGAGUAGGUGUGUUCGAAUAGCUAUUUUUUUCUAAAAGUACUUGACGUCAGUCUUUUAAUUUGGAUGAUGAAAAUGGAUAUCUUCGAAAAAAUAUGACUUUCUUGUGUGUGAUUACUAGGGUUUAAAAUCUUCAACCACUGAAAAUGAUUAGUCGGCCCUUCCACGGCUCGAAAUAUUUAAUUACAAUUUUUUUAAAUGCUUAAGAAUUUUCCAAAAUUCCACCUGACAUCCGAACAGACAAUAUUUUUAAGUUGAAUCAAUGCAGACAAGAUCAUUAACUGAUGCUCAUUAGCUAGUAGAUACAUUUAACUGAUAUAUAACGAUCGAUCGUAAUGGUACUAUGUGGAUAAAUUUAUCAGUUUUCAAGAGCAAAAUUGGCAGAGCGUCAUCCCUACAAUGGCUUCCAUUUCUACGAUUGUGAGCAUGAACUGGCGUAAUGGGGAGACAAUUUUGAAGAAGAAGAAGAAUCCUGACUGUAGGGAUAACAUUUCUUUAUAUAUACAACUUGACAACGUUCCGCCUUGUGAUACGUUCGUACAAGACUAUUUUAAGGAUCUGCUUUGCUGGAGCUCACCUUCACUAGUUUAGUCGUAUAAUAUUUUCAAAAUAUUUCUGUUAUUUUAUUUUCACGACAAAAUGGAAGACGAUGUAAUAUCAAUGGGUUUACAUGCAUUGAAAUUUUUAA